Messenger RNA from Gymnodraco acuticeps, 966 nucleotides. Its product is annotated as scavenger receptor cysteine-rich type 1 protein M130-like. The record is from RefSeq and is a predicted model, not a curated record. Lineage: Eukaryota; Metazoa; Chordata; Actinopteri; Perciformes; Bathydraconidae. The transcript is spliced from 4 exons. Bases 1 to 966 code for a protein of 321 amino acids. Gene Ontology annotation, cellular component: membrane.
AUGGAGCCUGUUGUCAGACUGGUGGGAGGAGAGAGUCGCUGUGCAGGAGACCUGGAGCUGAAACAUCUGAGAGAAUGGAGAACAUUGAACCAUAACGCUCUCUGGAACCUGAAGACUGCAGCUGUUGUCUGCAGAGAGCUUGACUGUGGCUCUGCUGUUUCUGUGGGAGAGAGAGAGGUGUCCUCACAUAGACUUGUGUGGGACAUCAGUCUUACCUGUGUUCAGUCUGGAUCUGCUCUGAGGAAUUGUGCAGAAUCAUUUUCCACUGGCCAGAUUGUGACUCUCACCUGCUCAGACUCUGUCAGGCUGGUGAAUGGGACCGGUCUGUGCUCAGGUAGACUGGAGGUGAACUCUGACCAGUCUAACCCGUCCUGGUCCUCAGUGUGUGAGGCUGACUUUGACCAGCAGGAUGCUCAGGUGGUCUGCAGGCAGCUGGGCUGUGGGGCUCCUUCAGUCCUCCAGGGGGCGCUCUAUGGAGAAGGGGAGGCUCCAAUGGGGACCAAAGAGUUCCAGUGUGGAGGCCAUGAGUCUGCUCUCCUGGACUGUAGCUCAGCCUCAGAGAGAAACACCUGCUCACCUGGCACAGCUGUUAGCCUCACCUGCUCAGAGCCUGUUGUCAGACUAGUGGAAGGAAAGAGUCGCUGUGCAGGAACUCUGGAGGUGAAACAAGAGGGAGAAUGGAGACCAGUGUGGGGCUAUACCUCUCUCAGCCCUUACCGUUUCUGGACCCUGAAGACAGCAGGUGUUGUCUGCAGAGUUCUCUACUGUGGCUCUGCUGUUUCUGUGGGAGUGAGAUAUGUGUCCUCAUAUAGAUCUGUGUGGGGGAUCAGUCCUGCCUGUGUUCAGUCUGAACCUGAUCUGAGGGAGUGUGCAGAAGCAAGUGCCGCUGCCAAAUUCGUGACUCUCACCUGCUCAGGUAAGCCCAUCAGUGACACCACCAAUGACAUCAUCUCUCACAUCUUCUAA